Molecule: messenger RNA, 9793 nt
Organism: Aplysia californica (California sea hare)
Lineage: Eukaryota; Metazoa; Mollusca; Gastropoda; Aplysiida; Aplysiidae
Exons: 3
Coding region: 341-3394 (1017 amino acids)
Source: RefSeq, a predicted model, not a curated record
UAUGAUUCAGUUUCAAGUCAGAUUUGUUUCGUUCAGAAAGUGUAUACAUUUUGAAAUCACCAUUACAUCUUCUACCCAAAGCGGAAGUGAACUCUCAAGGUUUGGUCGCUUUCAGCUUUCAGGUUUCAGGUCCGUUGUUCGCCAAAGUAUACCCUGCAUUUUCUAUAUUUGUGGCGGUGACGAAUAUUUGUCUUAUGCUGUGCAUAUUUCGUUGCUUUUGGCUUCUAAGCAAAUGAAUUGUACGUUAAGCUUUGCGGCUUUACAGAGUUAUUGUGAGAGCAACAUGAUACAUAAGUUAUCCUAGAGUUGUCUGCUGGAGGACAAACCAUUUGCUGUCAAGAUGGAUGGUAACGUGUACAAUUAUGCAGCUGCGGCCAACAUGUGGAACAGCUACAGUGAGAGCUUCCAGCCCCCGGCUCUUGACCUGCAGUCGUACAUGCAGCCAAGCCGGGAGCACUUUCCCCGGGAGCAGAACAAAAACCCUCUGGGGCCGUCUUCCUCCUACGUCUUCCUGAACUACCCCGAAGAGGCCCAACAUCAUCACCAUCAUCACCCUCAAGUUCACCAUCAUGAAAACAUAAAUCGGGGUCAGUGGCAUUUUCCGGCAUGGCCCAAAGUGAAACCUCGGUCAGACCAGAUGCCCCAUGCUCUGCCGAAGCGACCGUUGGAGAAGCAUUUCAACAAAGAAGCUGAUCUGGGUAUGGCUUUGAUGCAUGCGACCCCUUCAUUAAACCUUCCACCCCCGGGAGGAUUCUGUGCCCCUGAUAUUACAGAUAGAAUUCUUGAAGAUGUGCAUAGGUUUGUGCCAAGUAUCGACGACCAGGAUUCUCUGAAUUCAGCAAAUUCUAAUACGGCUGCUAAUCCUUCAUGCUUGCAGGUGCCUCCCCAACCUGCGCCAUCAGCGCGUAAUGUGUCCCGGAAAAAUCCGGUGCCAAGGAAAAGGAAGGAGAGGUCAAAGCGAGACGAUAAACCCAAGAAGAAGAGGACAAGAGAUGAAGAAACUUGGGCAAGGAAUAUUCGCAAGAAGGCCCGAGCAAAAGGCGAGGCUUACGUCUCAGUAAUGGGUAAACCAAUCAAGGCAAGAUCUGUGCAGCCAGUUGAUUGCUCCAAGUGUAAGUUCAACUGCCCAUUGCGUGUGUCGGAGGAAGAUAGGAAAGUCCUCUUUGAGAAGUACUGGAACCUUGAGUCGUAUAAAGAAAAGGUUGAAUUUAUCUCAGGGUGUGUGCACGAGUUCACUCCUCUGAGGCCAGUCAGUGGUCGAAGGGCGUAUUCUCGUCGUUACAUGCUCAAAGUGAGAGGCAAAGAUGAGCGAGUUUGUAAGGAGUUUUUUGUCAGCACCUUUGAUAUUAGUGAAAGCACCAUUGUCACCUACAUGAGCAAGAAGCGCAAAGGGCCAGAUGCCAUAGCUGAUUUACGCGGCAAACAGACGCCCAGCAAUAAGACCUCCUCAGAAGUGGUCAGAACCAUCAGGGAGCACAUUUUGUCUCAGAUUGGCCUCCAAGGGGAGCUGUCUCGUACGCCCAGUGAGGAUGCUAAAAAUGUGAAGAAACUGUAUGCGCACUUUCAUGCAGAAUGUGAGGCGGAUGGGAAAAAGCCGGCCAGCAUAUCUGUUUACCGCAAAGUUUAUUCUGACAUGCACAUGGGCAAAACGGACCCACCAGUGGAAAUACCUCCUGAGGACAUUCUUCUUCUCUCCAACAAUAAAAAGAAAACAAAACCCACAAAGGAAGAUAAUUCUUCUUCACACCCACCAGAACCAGCAUCCAGCCCCGAGCUCGAUUCGCCCAACCCCAUUCCCUCAGGCUCCGAAGACAUAAAUGUCAGUCCUACUGAGACGGCAUCACCGUUUGACUUGGGUCUCAUCCCCACCCCCUACCACCCGGGUUCCGCUGAUUUGCACCCUAUGGGCAGUCACAUGGAGAAAAGAAUGUGCACCCUCAAUAUACCUCACACUGUGAAUCAGCAGCAGCCUGAACAUCAGCAACACCAACAGCAGCAUCAGCACCAGCAGCAGAACAUGAAGGCUUUGUACAAUACACCAUUCCAACCUGAUUUUGUGAGCCCCAUGGUAGAGAAAUCGUCUCACAUCAACCCGAUUCUACCCUUCAUGUGGGAUACUGGCCGCAUUGGUAAUCAGUCCAUCCCUUCUGAUUGCCCCAAUCUGGGUUACCCGCCCACCAUGUUCCCUCCACAGAGUCACACAAGUCAGCCAUCUUCAUCAGCAUUAUCCUCUUCCCUAUUCAACUACAGAAUAUCCACGCCUUCCUCUUCCUCAACCGCCCCUCCCCCACAACCGUCUACCUCAAACUUUGAUGUUGAAACAAAGAUUUAUCAGCUACCAGUACCAUUUCAGGGAUCUCUGUCCUCCAAACCACAAAAGUCGUCUGGAAGCUCCGUAAAUCGUAGCAGGAAGCCUAAAGAAAGUAAACCUAAAAAGGAGCCGAAGAAAAGAAGUCGUAAUGAGGAAUUGUGGGGCAGGAACAUUAGAAAACGUUUACGAUUCAAAGGCGAAGCAUACACCUCUGUUAAAGGAAAGUUGGUGGAAGCUAAGAAAGUGCGUGAGGUGGAUUGUUCGAAAUGCAAGUUUAAGUGCACCUCAAGAAUAACUGAAGAAGAACGUCUUGAGUUUAAUAAAGAGUACUGGCAUAAGGACACAUACAAAAAGAAAAUUGAAUUCAUUACUACACAUGUUCAGACUUAUACUCCAAAAAGAAAGAUGACUGGAAGACGGGCGUUUUCUCGGAAAUAUUUGUUUGCAAUCAAGGGUAGAGAGGAGCGUGUGUGUAAAGAUUUCUUCAAGGCCACCUUGCACGUGAGUGAGAGUACAAUAGCUACUGCUCUUGAGAAGGCCCGUAAAGGAGAGGAAGCCAUUGUGGAUAUGAGGGGGAAACAUAAACCUGUCAAUAAGACAACUGAGGAUACCCUUCAGAAUAUUCGUGAGCUCAUCAUCUACCUGACGGGUAUGCGCCCUCAUCGCGCAAGCAACAACAAUUUUCUAAACCCUGAAAACCGUGAUGUGAAUCGACUCUAUCAAGUUUACAAAUACGAUUGUGAAAAGAAGGAUAAGAGAGUAGCGAGCCUGGGAAUAUUUCGGGGGGUUUUAUCGAAAGACUUUUGUAUUAAAUCAGCUGCGGUUCCCAAGAAGAAGAAGAAGACGACCCGUGUCGCAGAAGAAGGUCCUUAUCAAGAAAAGCAAGAUGGCCACCCAGACUCGGGCCCUGUGUUUCCAGUAAUGUUAUUUGGUUCCAUGAACUCAUUGUCGACACGGAAUGAUUUGUCCACCGCACCUACCUCGGGCCAUCAGCCCAUGCCAGGCACAAGCUCUGAGGCAACUGAGAGCCAGGUGUCUCCAUUUGCUGACCUCAACAUACCCGUCCCGAGACCGUCGGUGUAAAUGUACCAUGCUCUUUUUAUUUGUCUUUUUUGUCAUUCUCAUGCAACUUUUGACUGAAUCAGAGUUUGAUAUUCUGAGAAAUUUGUGGGGAAAUUUUUUUUUAGUCAACAACCUUGUUUUCAUAAAAAAAUAUUUUUGUCUUUUAUUUUUCAAGAUGUUGCUGUGCACAGAGCGACAUUUGUCUUUAAUGUGGCAUCGAGGUGAAAGCAGGCAUUGGUCAAAAUAAUGAUAUCGAAGAAGCCAGAAUUUUUCUGCCCUGGGGCAAUUUUAAUAUAAUUUUUUUUUUCGACUCGGCACCUGUUAUGUCUACUUAAAAACACAUUAUUGGGCAGAUUUUACUGAAAAAGACUAAUCAAAGGCAUAAAAAAAAAUGUGAAUUUCCAGCUUCCAAAGAUACACAAGCUUUGAGAGUCACGGUACUUUAGCAGCCAUUUUAUCACUAAUUUUACCCCUGACACCAGGCAACCCUUACCUCCUUUAAUUGUAAAUAUUUAGAUUUCUCUUCAACUUCAAGAUAGAUGAGUGAUCUUUUCAUAAAAAGCGUGGCAAAUGAAUAGGUUUUAAGAUUAUACUAAUAACUCAAUGUGCCCAAAAAUUGACAAGCGCCUGAUUCCAGAGUGUCGUGACACAUUUAGACUCAAAUAUUCAGUUGGAAGGUCAGUGUUGGAACUAAAAAAUAGACCAUACUUCAGUGAACACCAUCAAAAAAUGUGACCUGGGUAAUUUUGGAAUAGCAUAAUGUGUAUAGAGACAACAUUAACACAGUUUCUCAUGUGAAUUAAAACAAAGAAUUUUUUUAGUUGAUCUUAAGACUAACGCUAAAACUUUGCGAUAUAUGAAUGAAAAAUUGAUUUUGAAGUGAUGAAGUAGAGCUCGCCAAUCCUGGUCAGCUCCAUUUCGUGGUUGGUUGGUGUACUCUGGUUGGAGAUGCUACUUCUUCUUCAAAAAAAAUAUAUGUGAGACAUAGCGGUGAAAUUAAGCGCUCGUCAAAAUAAUGAAAUCGUAGACACUGGCAUUUUUCCGCCAAUUUGACAACUUUAAUUGAAUUUCAGUUUUUUGGCUCAAUGCCUUUUAUGUCCUUUUAUAAACACAUUUAUGUGUUUUUUUUGGCUGAAAAAUGUUGAUUUAAGAUACAAAAGAUGUACAUUUUCAGUUUUCAAGGACUCUCAAGCUUGGUUUGGAAGUCAUCAGAUUUUGGCAUCUAUUUUCUCAUUAAUCUUACCUCUAAAAUCAGCUGAUCCACACCUUCAAUUGCAAAUAUCUCCACUUUUAUUCAAGAUAGAUGGGUAUUUUUGUCUCGGAAAGUAAGACAAAUGAACAAGCUUUAAGGUGAUACUAAUAACUCUGUAGGCCUAUAUGCCCAAAAGCCCAAAAAUUGACGAGCGCCUGAUUCCACUGCGUACACUUAUUAUUUUCAUUGCCAAUAUCAAUUCCAGGCUAAAUGUGACCGUGAUUGUGCUGCUUUUCUGUAACUCUGUAAACUACUUUCAAACAACAAAAAAGACUGAAUACAGCUGAGCUGAUGCAGUAGUGCAUCUGUGGAUUACUUUUGAGACGACCAUUUGUAUUGAAUUGGGACAAUAGUUUUCUACUGUUUGAAAAAAAAAGAAGAAAUAUAUCUGGAAUUGUCUAUUUAUACAUAUUUUCAACAUUUCAGUUGAGUGAUUUUCUAAGUGGAAGAGACUUCGGGUGAAUAAUUAUCCUGGCAGGUGAAAAAUAGAAGUCUGUUCCCCUUUUCGUUUGGGCAUAUUGUUUGGGUUUUUUAAAUUUGUUUUGAAUCUGAGAUUAGUUUGGCUUGGCUCCUAACUUUGUGUGAUUCUUCACAAGCCUGUUUUUGUUUUCACAUGUCUCAAUAAUACUCUUUGACCAAAACACUCACCAGUGGGAACCUAAAAGCAGAUGGGUUGAUUUUCCUAAUAAAUCAGAAAUCUGGGUUUCUGCAGUUGUCUGGAUUUUGCCUGACUUCUUGAUCAUACAAGAUGUAUGUGACGAAUGGUCUGUAAAUUUUUUGCAUGCACGUUUUCACGAGGUCGGAAAAAAAGUUCAGGGUACUUUUCUUGUAGUCAAUUGUCAUAUUUGUUGAGGAGAACAUUUGAAAAGAAUGUGUGGUUUAUGAACUUUUGUGAUCUGGUGGAGUCUAGAGUAAUUAGGUGUUUACACUUAACUUGACUUGCACCCAGGUCUAGGGUUUCAUUUGCUGAGAAAGAGAAGAAUGCUAGAGAAUGAGCUUAUUGCUGUCAGUUCAGGCUGUAAUGAAAUGUGGCAGCUGUUGUACCAUAUUGCUUGGUAUAUAUUCAAGUUUGUCAGCCAUGAUGAUGUUUGUUUUUGAGAAACGUUUCCUUACGUUAACAGUUUUGGGGUGUGUUUUUGAGAAGCAUUGUCUCAUGUAUUUUGAGACCAAUGUAAAGUAAGAGUUUGUACAUUGUUCCGAACUCCUUACCUGCUGUCACUAUGCGUCAUAUUACCUCCUGUAGUCCUUUCACAUGCAGCAUUUAAGUGUUCUGUGACAUUUUCUUUUAUGUUCCAAAGCAUAAAAGCAUUGUGGAGAGACAACACCUUUUGUUGUUAAUAACAAAGUUUGGAUGGAUGCAAAUAGAGGAACCAGGGGACAUUAGAGUAAACGUGACCGGCUUAGAAUGCAAUAUAGCGGAGACCGAAAUCAUAUAAUGGAUACAUUUGCACUGCACUUUUGAAUUUUUUAAUGCCAAUGAAGUGCAAGUAUGAAUGUAUCCUAUAAAUUUCCUUUUCAUAUUUAUAUGUUCAAUGCAACACAGUUUUUUCCCUUUCAAUCACAAACCUGCUUUUGUGACAUUGACGAUUUAUCUCACUGUGCAUGAAUUAAAGGUCAUCAAAACAGCCGUGGAGAAAAGGGGAUGGCAAUAAUAAUUAUAUAUUUUUUUUAAUGUACCUGUCAGAAUGAAUGAACUCACUUAGGAAGUGGGCUAUGACAAUAUAUCAUCCCAGUGUGGAAUCAGAUUCACAUCUUUUGCACUCAGGGAAAGGAGCCUGACCAUUACCCCUCUUAUGCUGGUGUUGUGAAGGACUGAACUCUGAUAACAGAGUCGGAGGUAAAUGUGGGAUCAGUGAAAGAAAUGUGGUACAGCUCUUGAACAAACUCAGCAAUGCCUUACAAUUUGUUGUGUAGAACAUUCCCUUCUAAGCUACAACAUCUCUCAGCGUGAACAUCAUUGAAAGUUAGGGGUCAAGGUUUUAUUCCGUCUACUUAACUCUUUAUCCCACUACGCAGGGGCCCUUUUUUGGUACUAAAUUUAAACAUGAAAAAAAACGUCACUAAACGGUCAUUAAAUCAAAACAAGUGAACCUAUCUAGAUAGUUCUUCAUCUAACAAAUGAACUCUCGAUAAAAGCGACCUGUUUUCGACAAUUACUGAAAAGUAAUUUGAUUUUAAACGUCGUCGUAAAGGAAUGUACCCGAGCCGCAACCAAUGGCUCACUAACACAGCAGUUCUGACCGUGAGCUGCUGCCAACGGUGUGCUGGAGAUAAGGAGUUAAUAUACAGCGUUGGGGGCGCUGUUUGCUCACAUGCUGUCAGGCCAUACAAUGGUGUAUGAGGCUUAGGCGUGGACUCAAAUCUCCAAAUGGGCAUUGUCGUAUCUUAAAUCAUUUUUAGAAGCUUUCAUAAUCAUAGCUCUCUGCUCCCUGUGUCCGCUUCUUGGGAGAGGGAUAUGAAAAGGAAAAGCCGCACCUCACUGAUAAUAACUGUUAUGAAGGUAAAUAUUGUAGUUGUAAGAUAUAUUUUUAGAGAUAUUUUUUAUGUCUGGCUUGCUGAGGAUACAAUCCUAAAUGAAUUUUGUGAUAGUGCUUGUUAGCACAUAGUAGCAAUGGUUCAUGUUUGAAAUGGAAAAAUACUAAGUAUGCCGGCUAACUGUGGAUCUGAUCCAUAGUGAAUGUCUUCUGUCUGUACAGUGGCUGGAAAGCUGGGCGGUCUGCUUUGAUUUAGUUUUCAGUACUUUCAAUUUCAAUACCUGACAGACCCAACUGCUGCCACUUUUUGUGAAUGUAAAUACUUGAUUUGCAUAUUUUUUUUUUCUAUUUCUACCUCGAUAUACAUAAUUUGUUUUGUCCGUCAAUGUUUUUUCUAUGAAUGAAAGUGAGGUGCUUUUGCCCUCUUGAGUAUAAAAAGCCUGAGGGUCUCUCGUUUUUCAAAACUGACAAUCUCCUGAUUUCUAUGUUGAUUCAAUGCAAAAUUUCUCAGGGUAUGUCUGGUUGCUGUUUUGAGAAAGUCUGUUCUGGUGCACAAUUAACGGCAGUCACAAAAAUGUUACAAAUGUGUAAAUUGAAGUAUUUGAUUAAUGUAUGAAUUGUUGGUCCUGUAUUUUAAUUUUAGAAAUAGAUAAAGCAUGAUAAAGCAAGAACAAUGUUUAAAAGAGAAAAGUAGGCUGACUAACAAUGUCUACCCAGAGUUUUGUCAAUGCAGUUUGUACUGACUUUAAAAUAUGGUGUAUGGUGGCAGUGGUUGUCAGCAACACCGUCCCAUUUAUGAGAGCUUUUUUACCGACUGUAAAUGAGUGUACAUAUUACUAUUUUCAUCUCUGUCAUCAUCACAUACUGUAGCAUAUUUGUAGGAGCCAACAGCAUAUUAUUUCCCUUUAAUAAAAGAUCAGUUUAUAAAAUUUCUGACAUCAAAGGGGGCUCGAACUUCUACUACAAAGAUUAUCCUUGAAGCUUCUUAAUAGCAACAUGUGUAUACUUUUAUAGAUUUUAUUAUCUUUAUUGCCCAGUUCAACAGAUGAUAAAAGGGAGUGUUUUUAAUAAAAUGCAACAAUUUUUUUCUUUGAAGUACAGUCGGGCACAGAUGACCUUAACACUCAAAACUCUAAAUCACAGAUAGCUUGUAGUUGCACAAUAUGUCAUUCCACGACUGAACGCUAUAUUUUCUUUGUAUUGGCAACACUUGUUUUCUCAACACCCGAAUGGAUUUGUCAAUCAGCUCGGCUUGAAAAACCCUGAUCAAUUUUUUCUCACAAUUGUCUUCAAUUCUAAUUGCCCUGCGUACACGAUGGCGCUUAUCGUCAUCGAGAGUAUCGGGUUACACAAGCCCACCAGGCUCACGCCUGCACAGCAUUAUACACACACUGCUGGUAUCAAGAAGCAUCACCGCACCUUAUUUGUAGUGUGCUUAGGUCGUACGGUGUGUGAAUUAUGUUUGUGUGUAUGUAAAAAUGUGCGUGUGUGGUUGUUUGAACGAGAAGAUUUGGGUUGGGAAGUGAUUACAUGGGUUGUAAACACAAGAGGGGUAGGUGGCGAGCUCUGACUUGUGUUGUUUACGUCGUCGUGUUUGUUAUCUGAUGUAAGAGCAAUUUUAUUUUAGUCUUAAGGCUCAUCAGCAAUGCUCUCUUCCUUUCUCUUGAUUGGACACCGAACAAGGUCCAUGCAAUGUCCAUCCUCUUAUAGAUAUACUGGGCACUUUUCAUGAUGGCAGAUAAGAAAAAACUCAUGUCUGGGCCUGACAAUAGAAACCAAAGCUCAGAUUUUAGUAGUGGUUGAGAAUUAGUCCUGCACAAAAACAGACAGUAUCUGCAAAUCAAGAUAAAUAAAAAAUGCCAGCAAUGAAAGCAAGCACAUUUUUCCAAAUUUGAGAACAUCGAGCUGGCACCAGCAAGAACGUACCAUGUCAUCUUUUAUCUCUAGUCUUAUUAUUUUGAUGACAAAAGCAAGUGACAUCGCAAAGGAACUUGGCCUUGACUUAAUUAACAUGCAUUCUCUUGAUGGUUGGAUGGGUUCAAAAAGAGACACUUCAUUACUUUAACAGCUGUGUUUGGCGAAUACGUAACAGUAAAUCUGUUAUGGUAGUGUGAUUUAGUUUCUGACCAUUGCACCGUCACAGUUACUUCAAUAGUUUCUCUGAUUUGAACGUUUUAUCGGUUUGCCUGGAUUAUAGAUGUGCCGAACAUACUUGUCAAAUCCAGAUGUGGUUUGAGUUAAAUCCAUGCCCAACUGUACAUGUUGUGGGAUAAAAAAAGAUUCCUGGAAAGAUUAAGGAAGAAUCGCUCAGUUGCAUUUCCCAGCAACAAGAAAUUAAUUUGAUUUAAAAGAAAAAGUAAAUGAGUUGGACUUCUGUUCCAAGAUUGAAGGGAACAGGCGGAGAAUGUGUUUGUUUCCAAGAAGCACACUAUUGAUAUCAAGGGGUGUAUUUGGAGUCUCGAAAGUUUCUUUUUUAAUACCUCAAAUGGAAUAGUAGUAUUUUCCCAAUGCAAGUAGUGGUGGCUGCUUGGCAGGCACAUGACUACAAGAUUGUUUUCUGUUUGGUCAAACCUUGUGAAGAAUGCAGAAAAGGUUUGUUUUUUUGUCACUAUUUUCCUCUCAAAAUCAAAGUGACCAAUUUGCUAAUGAAAUGUUGAUACUUGUACUUGCAUUCGUCUAUUUGAAAAAAAAAAA